AUGGAAAUUCCAACUAAUUCAACUAUUAAUAAUGAUACUAAUGAUGAGUAUUUCAUUCCACUUGAACCUAAUCAUGCUCUAGCACUAACGAUGAAUUUUCCUCAAUUCCCUGAAGUAAAUCAUUCAAAAACUUCAGAAACUCAAGCAGACUUUGAUUAUAAUUGUUCGGAUUGUGUGGCUGAUCUAUUUGGACCUAUAAUGGCUCCUUAUGCAGCUUUACAACAACAGACUGAUGAUUAUCGUCGUCGUUUAGAACAUAUUGCUUAUCGACGUUAUAUAGCUAUGAAAUCGCAUUUAUUAAAUUCAUUUGAAAAAGAUUUUAAACAAAAAUGGAAACGUACAUUUAAACAUCCAUUUAAAUACGAUAUUAAAGCUAUUAUUGGUCUCAGUCUUCUAUGUUUUUCAAUAUACCUAAUACUUGUUAAUGAUCAACGGCAACCUAUGUUAACAUUUAUUCGUACAUUUAGUAAAUUUUAUAGAACAUUCUUUUUUCAAGGAAUUAUUGGUUAUCUAAUAUUCUAUAGUAUGCUAUUGAUUAUUGCAGCAUUAUGUUCAUCAUUAGGAGCAUUUACUUGUUCAUUUUUAUUGACUCUAGUUGGUAUAUUGAAUAUUCUUAUAGCUUUUGCAUUAGCUAUUGUAUUACCAAUUAUAUUAUAUAUGAAUCGACAAUCAUUAAUAGAUAAAUUAGAAAAAUAUAUGCAAAUUUCUAUUAAAGAUUUUGAUAAUAUAACAGAUAAUCCUAUAACAUUAUUUUGGAAUGAAUUACAAGAAAAAUAUUCAUGCUGUGGGUUAAAUAAUUCAAUUACAGAUUAUCGGAACAGCUAUUUUCAUAACUUGUCUGGACGUGAUGUACCACAAUCAUGUUGUCGAGCUAAUAUUCUUUGUUCAAUGAGUCCAACUAAAACAAAUUCAUAUAUAGAUAUUUCAUGUAUUCCACAAGUCAAACAUUUCAUUGAUUCAACAAUGAAAAUAACUACUAUUGGAGAUAUUGUUCUCAUUAUUCUUCUUUCUAUUGCUUUAAUUAGUAUUGGACUUUUUUUCAUUCAUAUUAAAUCUGCAAAACAAACAUUAAAUGAACAUAAUGAAUUUAUUAUUAAGUCAAUGUUAUCAACACUUGAACAAUAUGAAAAAGAAUUGGGUGGUGCUAAAAAUCUUCCAUCAGACGAAACAAGUUUUCCUGAUAAACAACGUAUUCAAGGCAUUUUACCAAUUACUCCAACUGUUGUUCGUGUAAAAAGUCCUCGAAUUAUAAAUUAUCUUGGUUUUAAUUAA
Adineta steineri is the source of this 1272-nucleotide messenger RNA. Lineage: Eukaryota; Metazoa; Rotifera; Eurotatoria; Adinetida; Adinetidae. The record is from the annotation of a GenBank genome assembly.